Molecule: messenger RNA, 7914 nt
Organism: Urocitellus parryii (Arctic ground squirrel)
Lineage: Eukaryota; Metazoa; Chordata; Mammalia; Rodentia; Sciuridae
Gene: Arhgef17
Product: Rho guanine nucleotide exchange factor 17
Biological process (GO): actin cytoskeleton organization
Molecular function (GO): protein binding; guanyl-nucleotide exchange factor activity
Source: RefSeq, a predicted model, not a curated record
UUAUUUGCAACAAAAGGGAGCCCGGAGAGAGCAGUCUAGAGGGAGGGAGCGGGAGCUGGAGAGGGARCGCGAGGGGAGGCAAGCCGUCCGCCCAGCUGAGGAACCGAGUGUUGGGAUCCCUUCCCAGCGGAGCCACGAUGUCCUUGGACGCUCCGGCCGAGGCGAGGGACCAGCCGGGAAUUCGUCGCUGAAGCGGGAGCGGCCGCCUGGGAUGGAGCCGCUGCCUCCCGCGACCGCAGAAACUUGAUCCGCGACAGAUAAACCUCUGCUCAGAUUUCUGCGCCCUCCCAAAUCCCGCGCGUGGCGGGUGCAGGACUCAGGCCUUCGACUCCCGCCACUGCGCUCCUUUGGAGCGGGGGCAGAGGGGGGGUUGGCCGCGGCUCUCCGAGGCCAGCCCCCCCGGAGUGAGUGCUGCCACCAUGGCGGACGGGUCGCCCCGGCCCCCGCUUUACCGCAGUGUCUCGUUCAAACUGCUGGAGCGCUGGAGCGGCGGACAGGGACCAAGGGAGGAGGACACGGACACCCCUGGUUUGCGGCGCCGCGCCUCGUGCCGGCCGGCCACGGCCAUCCCGGGCCAGCCCUCCCGGCGCGUGUCCAAGCUGGCGUCGGGGCCCCCGGCCGCCCCCGCGCAGCCGCACCCGCUCCGCAGCCUCUCGCCAUCCGUGCGCCAGCUCUCCCGGCGCUUCGACGCGCCGCAUCUGGACGACGACUCUGCUGGGGUUCGAGACGGGGGCGUCUCUCCCGGGGCCGCGGAAGAAGCGGCCGAAGGCGCUGCCCGGGGGGCCUGGCCCAGCGUCACCGAGAUGCGCAAGCUCUUCGGCGGCCCUGGCUCCAGGCGGCCGGGUGCGGACUCUGAGGCCUCGGGUACGCCCAACCCCGACGGUGCUGCGUGGGAGCCCCGGCAGCCACCGACGCCACCUCCUCGAACGUGCUUCCCCCUGGCGGGCCUGCGAUCGGCGCGGCCACUGCCCGGGCCGGGGAUUGAGGGGAGGCGGCGGCGACAGCAGCAACAGCUACAGGAGCGGGCUCAGCGUCCGGCGGAUGGUUUACAUUCUUGGCAUAGCUUCUCUCAACCGCAGGCCGGGGCCCGGGCCUCCUGCUCCUCCUCCUCCUCCAUCGCCUCCUCCUAUCCUGUCAGCCGCAGCCGGGCUGCCAGCUCCAGCGAGGAGGAAGAGGAGGGCCAGCCGCCGCAGCCUGAGGCUCAGAGUCCGGCCUACCAUGGCGGACACUUCUCCGGCAGUGACGAGGACCAAGACGGUGAGGGCGGCCACCGCCGGAGAGGGAGACCCGGGCUCAGGCCUUCAAGCUCCCUGUUGGAUCAAGACGUCCGGCCCGACAGUGAUGGGUUAAAUCUGGGCAACAUGGACUCAGGGGGAGUCAGGAGUCCUGAACCUCCUACAUCGCCAAGAGUCCCUAGUGAAGAGGCAUCCCGGGAGUGGGAUAUUGGCUCACAGUCUUGCUUCUCAGGUGCCCAGGAAGGCUUGCGGCCUAUGUCGGACACUGUGGGAGGAGCUUUUCGUGUGGCCAAGGUGAGCUUUCCAGCGUACCUGGCCAGCCCCGCGGGCUCCCGCGGUAGUAGCCGCUAUUCUAGCACAGAGACCCUCAAGGACGAUGACUUGUGGUCUGGCCGGAGUUCUGGAAACUGGGGCGUGUACCGCUCCCCUAGCUUUGGAGCCGGGGAAGGGCUCCUGCGGCCCCAAGUUCGAACUCGUAGCAAGGGGCCUGUGGGCACCACCAGAAUGUUGAGGGAUGGAGGAUUGGAGUUGGAUAAGAGCCGGCAGAGGAAGUCCCUGUCCAAUCCAGAUAUUGCCUCAGAGACUCUGACACUGCUCAGCUUCCUGCGCUCAGACCUUUCAGAGCUAAGGGUCCGAAAGCCCAGUGUUGGCCCUGGGAACAACCUCCUAGAUGGCAGAGACUCACCAUCAGCAGGUGGCCCAGUGGAGCAACUUGAGCCCACGCCCUCCCAUACUCCAGCAUCACCUGGCACCCGCCCCACACUCAAGGACUUGACUGCCACCCUUCGGAGGGCUAAGUCCUUUACCUGCUCUGAGAAGCCUAUGGCCCGCCGCCUGACCCGUACCAGUGCCCUGAAACCCAGCUCCUCUGAGCUCCUGUUGGCAGGCUCUGGUGCUGAGGAGGACCCAUUGCCUCUUGUGGUCCAGGAUCAGUAUGUGCAGGAGGCCCGUCAAGUUUUUGAGAAGAUCCAGCGUAUGGGUGCCCAGCAGGAUGAUGGAAGUGAUGUUCCCCACAGAAGCCCUGACUGGGCAGGGAAUCUGACCCAAGGGCAGCGGUCCCAGGAGGAGCUGUCUGGCCCAGAGUCCAACCUGACAGAUGAGGGCAUUGGGACAGAUCCUGAGCCUCCUGGGGCAGCCUUUUGCAGCCUGGGUACUACUGGAGUGUGGAGACCUCUUUCUUCAUCCUCAACCCAAACAAACCACUAUGACCCUGGGACUGAAGACAAUCUGGGUGGGUGGGCCCUGGUGUCCACUGACACCCCUCCCACACCAGGUGCCCUCCGCAGGAGACGCAAAGUCCCACCUUCAGGCCCUGGUGGGACUGAACUGAGCAAUGGGGAGGCAAGUGAGGCCUACAGGUCCCUGAGUGACCCAAUUCCACAGCGCCAUCGGACUGCCACCUCUGAAGAGCCCUCUGGGUUCUCUGUGGACAGCAACCUCCUGGGCUCACUAAGCUCUAAGACAGGGCUUCCAGUGACCCCAGCUGUGGAUGAGAGCUUGACCAGUGGCCACAGUGACUGGUCAGUGGUCAGUGAAGAGAGCAAGGGUUAUCAGGAGGUCAUUCAGAGCAUUGUUCAGGGGCCUGGUGCUUUGGGACGUGUGGGGGAAGAGAGGGUUGCUGGCAAAGCCCCCAAGAAGAAAUCUCUGAGUGACCCUAGCCGUCGUGGGGAGCUGGCCGGGCCUGGAUUUGAGGGCCCUGGAGGGGAACCCAUCCGAGAAGUCGAGCCUGCAUUGCCUCCAUCCAGCAGUGAGCCUAUUCUUGCAGAGCAGCGGGCAGAGCCAGAAGACCCUGGUCCUGCCAGGGGCCGGGCACAGUCUGAGCGGGCACUACCAGAGGCCCCGCCUGCCUCCUCCACUGCCCACCACAGCUUCUACCUUGACCCCAAGCUGACUGAUGUUCUAUCCCCUCGGCUUAGCCGCCGAGGCUCCAAGAAGCGCCCAGCCAGGAGCAGUCACCAGGAGCUUCGGAGAGAGGAAGGAAAUCAGGACCAGAUUGAUAGCCUAACUCAGGCUCGGCCUUCCUCCAAACAUGUUCGCCAUGCCAGCGUGCCCGCCACCUUCACACCUAUUGUGGUGCCUGAGCCUCUGACUUCUGUUGGCCCCCCUGUAGCUGUUCUGGAGCCUGUGGCCUUCCCUGCCCGAGCCCACCCCACAUUGCAGGCUCCGUCCCUUGAAGAUGUCACCAAGCAGUACAUGCUGACCCUCCACUCUGGUGAGGGCCCGGCUCCAGCUCCUGUGGACCUGCCCUUGACUCCCAUUGCACCGCCCUCUGUGGAGGCCAAGCCCUCUGAGGUGGUUCGAGCUCCAGAUGAGCCUCCCCCAGCCAGCAAGUUCUGUGGCAAGCCACAGGUGGACAUGCGGAAGCACGUGACUAUGACCCUGCUGGACACAGAGCAGUCAUAUGUGGAGUCACUGCGCACCCUGAUGCAGGGCUACAUGCAGCCGCUAAAGCAGCCAGAGAACUCCUUGCUGUGUGACCCAUCACUGGUGGACGAGAUCUUUGACCAGAUCCCCGAGCUCCUGGAGCACCACGAACAGUUCCUGGAGCAGGUGCGGCACUGUGUGCAGACCUGGCAUGCCCAGCAGAAGGUGGGGGCCUUGCUCGUCCAAUCGUUCUCCAAAGAUGUCCUGGUAAACAUCUAUUCUGCCUAUAUUGAUAAUUUCCUCAAUGCAAAGGACGCCGUGCGUGUGGCAAAGGAAGCAAGGCCCGCCUUUCUCAAGUUCCUAGAGCAAAGCAUGCGUGAGAACAAGGAGAAGCAGGCGCUAUCUGACCUCAUGAUCAAGCCCGUGCAACGGAUCCCACGCUAUGAGCUGCUGGUGAAGGACCUCCUGAAGCACACACCAGAAGACCACCCAGACCACCCACUUCUGCUGGAUGCACAGCGGAACAUCAAGCAGGUGGCUGAACGCAUUAACAAGGGCGUGCGGAGUGCUGAGGAGGCAGAGCGGCAUGCCCGGGUGCUGCAGGAAAUCGAGGCUCACAUCGAGGGCAUGGAGGAUCUCCAGGCUCCUCUUCGGCGGUUCCUGAGGCAGGAGAUGGUCAUUGAAGUGAAGGCAAUUGGUGGCAAGAAGGACCGGUCCCUCUUCCUGUUCACAGACCUCAUAGUCUGCACCACCCUGAAGCGAAAGUCGGGCUCCCUGCGGCGCAGCUCCAUGAGCCUGUACACAGCAGCCAGCGUUAUUGACACUGCUAGCAAGUACAAGAUGCUGUGGAAGCUGCCUCUGGAAGAUGCAGACAUCAUCAAAGGGGCAUCCCAAGCCACCAAUCGGGAGAAUAUCCAGAAGGCCAUCAGCCGCCUGGAUGAGGACCUGACCACCCUGGGCCAGAUGAGCAAGCUUUCUGACAACCUGAGCUUCCCCCACCAGAGCCUGGACGAUGCGCUGCGGGAUCUCUCAGCCGCCAUGCACAGGGACCUGUCAGAGAAGCAGGCAUUGUGCUACGCACUUUCCUUCCCCCCCACCAAGCUGGAACUGUGUGCCACCCGGCCUGAGGGCACAGACUCCUUCAUCUUUGAGUUUCCUCACCCUGAUGCCCGCCUGGGCUUUGAGCAGGCCUUUGAUGAGGCCAAGAGGAAGCUAGCAUCCAGCAAAAGCUGUCUAGAUCCUGAGUUCCUGAAAGCCAUCCCCAUCAUGAAAACCCGCAGCGGCAUGCAGUUUUCCUGCGCAGCCCCCACCCUCAGCAGCUGCCCAGAGCCCAUGCCAGAGGUGUGGGUGUGCAACAGCGACGGCUAUGUGGGUCAGGUGUGCCUGCUGAGCCUGCGUGCUGAGCCAGACGUGGAGGCCUGCAUCGCUGUCUGCUCGGCCCGCAUCCUGUGCAUCGGUUCAGUGCCCGGCCUGCAGCGUUGCUGCCACCGGGAGCAGUCCACCUCACUGAGGGGUCCCACUGAGCCAGCCUCGGAACCCUCUGGACCAGAGCUGGACAUAGAGGCCCCCGCGGAUGAGGAAACAACCAUGCUAGCAGAGCCGGGGCCCCAACCCUGCCUGCACAUCUCUAUCUCAGGCUCUGGUCUGGAGAUGGCACCAGGGCCAGCCGAGGGUGACCCUCGCCCUGAGCUGGUGCCCUUUGACAGUGAUUCCGAUGAUGAAUCUUCUCCCAGCCCCUCUGGGACUCUGCAGAGCCAGGCUAGCCGGUCCACCAUCUCCUCCAGCUUUGGCAAUGAGGAGACCCCAAGCUCCAAGGAGGCCACAGCAGAGACGACCAGCUCAGAGGAAGAGCAGGAGCCUGGCUUCCUGCCACUGUCGGGCUCCUUUGGGCCUGGUGGACCCUGUGGCACCAGUCCAAUGGAUGGGAGAGCCCUUCGCCGCUCCAGCCGUGGCUCCUUCACACGGGGCAGCCUGGAGGACCUGCUGAGCGUGGACCCUGAGGCCUACCAGAGCUCUGUGUGGCUGGGCACUGAGGAUGGCUGUGUCCACGUGUACCAGUCCUCCGACAGCAUCCGUGAUCGCAGGAACAGCAUGAAGCUCCAGCACACGGCCUCUGUGACGUGCAUCCUGUAUCUAAAUAACCAGGUGUUUGUGUCUCUGGCCAAUGGAGAACUUGUAGUCUACCAAAGGGAAGCAGGCCGUUUCUGGGAUGCCCAGAACUUCAAAUCGGUGACCCUAGGUGCUCAGGGGAGCCCCAUCACCAAGAUGGUGUCUGUGGGUGGACGGCUAUGGUGUGGCUGCCAGAACCGAAUCCUUGUCCUGAGCCCUGACACGUUGCAGCUAGAGCACACAUUCUGCGUGGGACAGGACUCAAGUCGAAGUGUAGCUUGCAUGGUGGACUCCAGCCUGGGUGUGUGGGUGACAUUGAAAGGUAGUGCCCAUGUGUGUCUCUACCACCCAGACACCUUUGAGCAGCUGGCAGAGGUGGACGUCACCCCACCUGUGCACAGGAUGCUGGCAGGCUCAGAUGCCAUCAUCCGGCAGCACAAAGCUGCCUGCCUGCGGAUCACAGCACUGCUAGUGUGCGAAGAGCUGCUGUGGGUGGGCACCAGUGCCGGCGUUGUGCUCACCAUGCCCACCUCCCCCAGUACUGUCAGCUGCCCACGGGCACCUCUCAGCCCUGCUGGCCUGGGCCAGGGCCACACCGGCCACGUUCGCUUCCUGGCUGCAGUCCAGCUGCCAGAUGGCUUCAACCUGCUCUGCCCGACCCCACCACCUCCUCCAGACACAGGCCUUGAGAAGCUGCCCUCCCUGGAGCACCGGGACUCCCCUCGGCACCGAGGCCCUGCCUCUGCCAGGCCUAAAAUGCUGGUCAUUAGUGGAGGUGACGGCUAUGAGGACUUCCGACUCAGCAGUGGGGGUGGUGGCAGUAAUGAGACUGUGGGCCGAGAUGACAGCACAAACCACCUCCUUCUGUGGAGGGUGUGACCCUGUCCACUGUGGCCCGGGACUCACCUGCCCACCUGCCCUCAGUCUGCUUGCCUCUUACUAGCCCACGCACAGACCUUGACCAGGAGUGUCCAAACAGGGCCACCUAGGUGCCUAUGUGGCGCUGCGCCGUCUCAUCUUUGYGGAAGCAUUCCUGAUGGACACCCGCUGGCUAGCCACGGCCUUUCCCAACCCACUGGCUGCUCUGGUGCUCCCAGGUGUGACCAGGGUGGGGCAUGCAAGCUGCCUAGGACCUCUGUCCCUGGAGCUUCUACCAAAGACACGGCCAGGCUGGACCCUAUGCGGUUGGAGAGGGCCAUGUGCAAUAUUUGGAAGGUUUUCUGGGGGCAGCGGGAAGGCUGAGUGGUAGCACCCUUUCCCAUGUACAGUAUUUAUAUUCCUUUUUAGACGAGUCCUUUCCAAAGCACUUAUUUAUGCAGUGACUGGGGACAGGGUGUGAUGUGACGUGAUGAAUGAUGGGGGAGAAAACCUGUUCCUGUCCAAGGCGCCACCCUGGGACACAAACCAAGCCUUUCUGGAGGGACCACCGUCUCCCCCCAUUACACACACACACACACACACACACACAUACACACUGCAUGUUCAGGGCACUAAAACAUUGGCCUUCAAUAUAAACUUCCCAAGCCCAUCCUGAUGGGACUUCCCACCCUGAUCAGAGGCCAGGACCAAGUGCCCUCAGUCGUGCAGAACAAGGUGAUGGCUUGAUGAUGGCUCACUGGGGGCAUGACACCAUCAAGGGGCCUCCCUAGGCUUUGGCAUUUCCCAGUGUGCUGGUGGCAUCUUUAAUGGUGUCUUCAUUUUGGAGCACUGGUAGGGACUUGGACAAGGCUUCCUCUCAGGUAAGAGAAAAGGGCCCUCACUUCUUGCAGUCGGCCCUGGUCCCCAGCCCCUGCCUCCCUGUGUCUCAUGCACUGGCACAUAUGGUCACCUUGGGGUGUGGGCCUAGGAUCCCCUCACUCUGACCACUGAAUCCCUCUUUCCACACUCCUUCCUGCCAGAGAUGGCCCCUGCAGGAAGGACCCCCAAAGCUGAGGGGCUGGGCAUGGCCUCUUCAACUGGGAAGGCUCCCACUUGAGGGCAGCCUCUCUCCCACCUCCCAAGCUGCAGGGAGCCACUCUGACCCUCAGUCCUUCGCUUCAGCUACAACUCCAAAGGUCUGGUUUGUUUCAGAUGGGGUUUGUUUUUGUUCUGUUUGGUUUUGUUUUUAUUUAGGGCGGGUGGGUCAUUGUGGUCUUAGAUUAUGUUUUUCUUGCUACCAAACAGUCAUGUAUUAACUUUCCUUGGAUGAUGAAAUUUUAAAGAGUCA